Molecule: messenger RNA, 1845 nt
Organism: Astyanax mexicanus (Mexican tetra)
Lineage: Eukaryota; Metazoa; Chordata; Actinopteri; Characiformes; Acestrorhamphidae
Product: calcium homeostasis modulator family member 2
Exons: 3
Coding region: 595-1557 (320 amino acids)
Molecular function (GO): monoatomic cation channel activity
Source: RefSeq, a predicted model, not a curated record
ACUGAGAUUUAGAGUAGUGUUAUGAGCCUAGCUGGCUCAGGUCGAGUCAUAUGUUCCCUCGCCACAUGUUUUAAAUUUUUUUUUCCACUGGGGGAGGAAACCAGAGCUCAGUUCCUGCUGAUGAUUCACAGACUGUGCCCAGACUGAGUAUGGGCGCUUUCUCUUUCUUUUACAACUCUGGGACGUUCUUGUAGAGAUAGUUAUGAAACAGACUUUUGGGAGUGAGAUUUUUUUUGCUUGCAUGCAUGGACAGCUCUUUAUUUGGACAGUAAACUUGUGGAUUUGAAGCCUGAGGAGUUUUACCCUUCUGCCAGGGAGCAUCGUCACAUCACCAGGUUCCUCUACUCUGUCCAUAAGUUUGCUUGCCCCAGGGAGGACGUGUUAGAGCUUGUCUAGGGGUACUUUGAGAAUCAGUUUACAUGGAAAUUCUUCAGCAUUGUCCUUUCUGGAUUUCAUCCAAUAGUGGUUCCUGCUGAGUCUUGCUCACAUAGCGAUGUUUGAGACUUAUUUUUUCUUAUGAUUUCAAGAUUUUUUUAUUAUCAGCACACAACCACCACAAGGCACUAGCACCGACUGAAACAGAAGGAGGAUUAAAUGGCUGCACUUUUGGCAGAACAUUUCAAAUUUGCUUCUCUCUUCUUCAAGAGCAAGGAUGUCGUGAUCUUCAAUGGCCUCAUAGCCCUGGGCACAGUGGCCAGUCAGACGGCAUAUAACAUUUUUGCCUUUGAAUGUCCAUGCUCUCCAGAGAGGAAUUACCUGUACGGGCUGGCAGCUAUCGGUGUACCUGCGCUGGCUUUCUUCAUCAUUGGAGUCAUGCUCAAUCGAAAUACAUGGGACCUUGUGUCAGAGUGUCGCCUCAGAAGAUGCCAGAAGUUCUCUGGGGCAGCCGCCUUCGCUCUGCUGGGGUCGAUAGUGGGCCGAGCAUUAGUGGCCCCUGUUACCUGGUCUGUCCUCUCACUCCUCAGAGGGGAGGCCUAUGUGUGUGCCAUCAGCGAGUUUGUAGACCCUCAGUCCAUGGAGAACUUUCCGGUCACUUACCAGAACCAGAAAAUCAUGGCCCGCUUUCCAUGUAAAGAUGUGCCUGCUGAGGUGUUGCCAUUCUAUGCAGAAAUUCACCGUCGACUCAAGUAUGAAUCUCAGCUGCUGGGCUGGCUGUUGGUGGGUGUCAUCUCCAUUGGCGUGUUUUUAAUGCUGUGCCUGAAGCACUGCUGCUCUUCCCUGGGCUACCAGCAGGAGGCAUACUGGGCCAGCUACCGCUCCAAUGAGCAAACUCUCUUCCAGCGCACUGCUGAUGCUCAUUCUAAAAUCCAAGCUGCUGAGAGUGUAAAGAGCUUUUUUGGGUUUGUGGCCCUUGAGAGUGAAGAAAAAGACCUUCUGGCAAAGUGCCAGGGAGCCAAAAGUGAUAUUCCCAGUAUGGAGUGGGGUCGCAUCACAGGAGCAUACUUGUACAGGGAGAAUAAAGGAGCUCCACUCUACAGUCGCCUCAAUAAAUGGUCCAGUUACAAAAAGGAAGGCAACAAUAAGGCCAUUGCAGAAGAGAUGGACAUGUUAUGCUAAAAUGUUACACUGUGACACUUUUACACAUUUUCUGUAGAUAACUGUUCUUUGAACUUUGACAUCUUUAUUAAUUAUUAAUUAUUAAAUAUAUGUGCUUGUUACUGAUAAUGUGUUUAAUACUCAAUUCAUACCUGAUUGAAUUUAUAUUUUUUACACUCUUGGGUUUUUGGUGGGAUCUUAGUGAUUACAACAUGUUAGUUAUGUGUCAGCUAUUCUCUCAGGGCUAGAUGUAAAUAUAUGCAAACCAAAUGCUGUUCAAAUAAACUGACUUCUUUGUUUCCAACAGUG